AUGAGCCCUGCCGCAAGCGGCGCUGCGGAUCCUCCAGCGGCAGCAUCGUCAUCAUCAUCAGCAGCAGACAAUAGCACAGGGAGGAGGCAGCACCGGGCUCCCUCGCCGGCUACAGCCCAGGACGGGGCCUCAAAACGAGCUGCCAAACUCUCCACCAGGUCCAAAUCACGUCUUUCAGCAGGAGGGAACAGAGGUAAAGGAGUAAAUGGGAGCUUGAGGACCGCUGGCGGAAGGGAGAGGGAGCCCGAGAGUCGCGACGUGGCAGCUGUUCACCCGGAUGGUGCUGAAACUGAUCCCGUCAGACCAAACAGGGCGGAUGCUGUCGGAGAAGAUCAGGGGAGACACCAUCCACCGGCACGUUCACCGCUCCGUCGCUCCGCUUUACGCUUGCCCUGCCUCAAAGGUGGCUCGUCGGAUAGAGCCUCAUCUGUCGCCUCGGUGAAAGAGAAAGCAAAGAAACACGAAGGAGAGGAAGGCAGCCGCAGGCAGAGCAGCAGCGUGUCUGUGGGCUGCGGACCGGGCCUCGGUUUAGGUUUGUGGAGCGGGGGAUGCUUACAGACUGAACUGAUCCACUUUCACCUGCAGAAGAGACUCAAGAGAAGCAGUGCGAAGAUGCAAGCCAAAGCAGCCGGCUCGGACGCAGGAGAGGCUGCUCCGGCAGAGCCAGAGCCGGCCACAGAGGCUACAGAGGCGGGGUCCAUGACACAGCAAGACCAGGCCCUUCACGAUGAGAUGGAGAGGCUGCUGGAGGAAAAUGAAGAUCUCAAGUGUGAGAUUGAAGAGAUGAGGACUGAGAUGGAUGAGAUGCGAGACACAUUCUACGAAGAAGACACAUGCCAGCUGCAGGAAAUGAGGCGUGAGCUAGAGAGAGCCAAUAAGAACUGCCGGAUCCUGCAGUAUCGUCUGCGGAAGGCUGAGAGGAAGAGGCUGCGCUACGCCCAGACGGGAGAGAUCGAUGAAGAGCUACUCAGGAGCCUGGAGCAGGACCUGAAGGUUGCGAAGGAUGUAUCUGUGAGGCUGCACCAUGAGCUGGAGAAUGUGGAGGAGAAACGCACAAAGACAGAGGACGAGAACGAAAAACUGAGACAGAAACUCAUAGAGGUGGAGGUGACAAAACAAGCCCUGCAGAAUGAACUAGACAAAACCAAAGAGUCUCAAAAGAGAAGGGGAAGCAAGGACAUACCGAAGACCGACAAGAAAGCAGCACAGACCCCUACUGAGGAGGAUAAUGAGGACCUUAAGUGCCAGCUCGCCUUCAUCAAAGAGGAAGCGGUCCUUAUGAGGAAGAAGACGGCCAAGAUUGACAAAGAGAAGGACCGCCUUGAGCAAGAGCUGCAGAAGUACCGCUCCUUCUAUGGUGACCUGGACAGCCCCCAUCCUAAAGGUGAGGCUGGGGGGCCACCGACCACCCGCGAGUCAGAGCUGAAGCUACGUCUGCGUCUGGUUGAGGAGGAGGCCAACAUUCUGGGGAGGAAGAUUGUUGAGUUAGAGGUUGAGAACCGCGGCCUGAGAUCUGAACUUGACGACCUCCGUGGAGAAGGAGAGGGAGCAGGCAGCUCCGGUGGGGAGAUGGGUGGGCCGGGCACCGGGCGAGGCCUGGGGGAGGAUCUGACCGAGCUCCGACAGCAGCUGCAGCUGGUGGAGGAUGAGGCAGAGCUUCUGAGGAGGAACCUGGCUGAUGCAGAGGAACACAACAAAAGGGUGACUACUGAGCUGAACAAGCUGCGGUUCAAAGCCGGGACCCAUGAGGGAAGUACCAGGCAUGGAGGAGGGGGAGGAGCCUCAGGUGGUUCAGGGAUUGAUGGAGCAAAGGCAGAAGCCCUGCAGGAGGAGCUGAAGGCAGCAAGGCUACAGAUUAAUGACCUGAGUGGCAAGGUGAUGCAGCUUCAGUAUGAGAACCGCGUGCUGCUCUCCAACAUGCAGCGCUAUGACCUGGCGUCCCACCUCUCCCUGAGGCCGAGCCCGCGGGACAGUGAUGCAGAGAGUGAUGCUGGUGGUGCCACAAGCGGGCGGCGUGAGAGCGAUGAUGACUCCACCUCGUCUCGUCUGCUGCCACCACACCGCAAGCGCGAAGGCCCUGUGGGUGGAGAAAGUGACUCAGACGAGGUCAGAAACAAUAACGGUGGCAGCCGCUGCCUCACACCAACACGAGGUCUGUACACCCCCACUGGGCCCGAGGGCGCCGCCUCCCCUGCCUGCUCGGCCAUGGCCCGCUUUCUGCCCAGUGGUCGAUGCAGCCUGCGCGACAGGCAGCAGAUGAUUGACAUCCGAGUUGAAGCAGAGAGGCUGGUUCGGACCAUCGACCGGCUCAUCGCUGACACGGCUACCAUCAUCUCUGAGGCGCGGGUCUACGUUUCCAACGGCAACCUAAUGUUUGGGCGAGCAGGAGAGGAAGGCGGAGAGGAAGAGGGGGGCAGGAUCAGGGAACACGAGCUGUUAUAUCGCAUUAACACCCAGAUGAAGGCCUUCCGAAAAGAACUGCAGGCCUUCAUAGAUCGACUAGAGGUGCCCAAGCUUGAGGACAGAGAGGCAGACGAGCCGCUGUCGAUGUUCCAGCCUAUCAUUUUGCUCAUCCUCAUACUCGUGUUAUUCUCAUCCCUUUCCUACGCCACCAUAUUUAAACUCGUCUUUCUUUUUACUCUUUUCUUUGUUCUGUGAUGUACAUCUCCCUUAAUUAGCAUCAUCCCUUGUUUGUUUUGUUCUUUUGAUUUUUUUUCUUUCCCACAUCAUUUGUUGCCAAGGUUACCAAAAGCACAGGAAAAGCCCCACACUUGCCAAGACCACAGUCAUUCAAGAAAGUAUGGCUAAGUUCAACACCGAAGUCCACAUUACCCAUAACACAUUGCUGUU
Myripristis murdjan (pinecone soldierfish) is the source of this 2850-nucleotide messenger RNA. RefSeq names its product protein SOGA3-like. Gene Ontology annotation, biological process: regulation of autophagy. The coding region runs from base 1 to 2658 and encodes 885 amino acids. The transcript is spliced from 8 exons. Lineage: Eukaryota; Metazoa; Chordata; Actinopteri; Holocentriformes; Holocentridae. The record is from RefSeq and is a predicted model, not a curated record.